AUGGGGGAGGGGCUGGGCUGGAGUGGGCGUGGCCUGACGUGGGCGUGGCCAGGUGAGCACCACCUGCGGAUCCGCCCCGUGACCCUGGAGGACGACGAGGUCUUCACCUGCCAGGCGGGGGAGGGGAACGAGACCCGAGCGUCCCGACCGGCGCAGCUCAGCGUGCUGGUCCCUCCCAGCACCCCCGCGCUGGAGCUGCUCGAGGGGGCGGAGCUCCCGCUGCUGGGCGGGGCCGAGGUUCACGUGCGCUGCCACGCCCACGACGCUCGCCCCGCCCCCACCCUGGAGCUGCGCCUCGGCGAGGAGCCCCUGCCCGACGUCUCCUCCCGCGUGUUCGAGGGGUCCCACCCCAAACUGAGCUCCAGCGAGGCCACGGCCAGGCUGAGCCCCGGCCCCGCUCUCCAGGGGCGGCUCCUGCUCUGCUCGGCCUCCAACCGUCGGGCGGCGCCAAGCACGGACGGGCUCCCCCUGGCGGGGGCGUGGUCAGAAGACGAGGGGGGCGUGGCCAGGGCGCGGCUCGUGCUCCGCCCCGCCCCCGAGGACGAUGGCGCCAUCCUGCGGUGCCGCGCCGUGACGUCACUUCCGGGGGGCGGGGGCAGCGCCAGCGUCAAACUGCGAGUGGCGUCCCCCCGCAGCGAGGGAGCCACUCCAGGGGGCGGAGCUUAUUCCAACGUGACGCUGCGGGGGCGGGGCCAGGACCACGGGGCGGCGCUGGUGUGCGAGGCCGAGACCCCCGGGGUGGGGACGCGGAGCGUGAGCGUGGCGGUCAGCGUGAGCCACCCGCCCCAGGCUCUCUGGGUGGAGGCCCCGCCCCCCAACACCACCUUCCGGGUGGGGGAGGGGCUGCGGCUGCUGUGCCACGCCCGGGGGGGGCACCCGGCCCCCAAACUCACCUGGAGCAAGGACGGCCGCCCCCUCCCGGAAGCCCCGCCCCAGAGCCGCUCGGGUCACGUGACCUCGCGCGCGCUGCACGUGACGCUCGCGCCCGCCGACAACGGCGCCGACUUCCGGUGCGAGGCCCCGCCCACCCGCCAGGGCGCCCCGCCCACCCGGAGCGCCCCCGUGCGGCUGAACGUGAUGUUUCCAGCCCAGUCCGUCUCCAUCUCGGUGUCCCCUCGGGAGCCCCCCCCCGGCCACGCCCUCUCGGUCACGUGCCGCGCUGGCCCCGCCCACCCGGCCCCGGAGCUCACCUGGAUCCGGCCCGGCCACGCCCCCGCCCCCCACGGCGGGGUCACGGCGGGGUCACGGCUGCUGCUGCAGGGGGCGCUCGAGCUCCAGGAUCAGCCAAUCACGUGCCGGGCCUGGAGCGCGCGGCUGGGCGUGGCCGUCAGCUCCGCCCACGUCCUGCGCAUGCGCCGUAUGGUGUAUGUCGUACGGUCGCACGGUUGUUACUGCACUGGGAGGGCACUGGGGCGUUACUGGGAGCUCUACAAUAUCUCUGGGUGGGCGUGGCCUCUCGCUGACCCCGCCCUUCCCCCCCGCGUGGCCCCGCCCCCAGAGGGCUCCCCGCGCUUCCGGCUCGCGCCGGGGGGCGCGCUCGUCAUCGCCAACGUCACGCGCGGCGACAGCGCCGCCUACCGGGCGUGGUGCGUCAACGCCGAGGGCGGGGCCGGCGCUGACGUCACGCUGCUGGUCCAGGUGCCCCCCCGCAUCGUGCGCGCCCCCGACCCGGUGGUGGUGGACGAGGGGGGGGAGGGGCAGCUGCUCUGCGAGGCCCAGGGCAGCCCCCUCCCCCCGGGCAGCGUGCGGUGGGCGCGCCUGGGUGACUCGGGGUCCCCCCUGGAUCUCCCCGCGGGGCUGGAGCCGCUGCCGGGGGGUCCCGGGGGCGCCCUGAGGGUCUCGGGGGCGCGGCGGGACCUGGGGGCGCCCUACGAGUGCCGGGUGGACUCGGGGGUGCCGCCCCCCGCCCGCGCCAUCGUCCGGCUGCUCGUCACGUAUGGUCCCGAGAUGGAGGCGGAGCCAGAGGAGGGGGCGGAGCCAGGGGUGGUGCUGGUGCCUGAGGGGGCGGAGUCAGCGACGCUGCGGUGCCGAGCCCGGGGAGUGCCGGGGGUGGAGCUAAAGUGGGAGAGCAAUGGGCGGAGCCUGAGAACUGGGGAGCCGGGUUCUCCCUUCCGGGAGCUGCAGUGGCGCGAGGGGCCCUGGACCAGCUCCGUGCUCAGCGUCGCCAACGUCACCGCGGCGCGGGCGCUCCUGCGCCGCCGCUUCCUGCGCGCCCCCGCCCGCCCGCCCGGCCCGCCCGCUACGCUAUCACGGCGCCCAGCGCCCGCCGACCGGGGGCACUGGGAGCACUGGGAGCACUGGGAGCACUGGGAGCACUGGGAGCGCUGGGACGCGGCCAACGGCACCGUGGGCGCCUUCGACUGCGUGGCCACCAACAAGAGGGGAACGGCCAGGAGGAGGCUGAGGCUGCGGCUGGGCGACCGCCCGGACCCGCCGCGGGCCCUGCGGCUCUCGGGGCUCUCGGGGACCUCGCUGAGCCUGGCCUGGGAGCCCGGCUGGGACGGGGGCCUGCCCCAGCACUUCCUGCUCCGCGCGGACGGGCCGGACGCCCCUCCCCCACCCGCCCAUCUCGUCACUUCCGGUUUCUCCCUCACGCUGGGCGGGCUCCGCCCGGACACGCCCUAUGACGUCACCGUGCGCGCACGCAACGCCCGAGGGGAGAGCGCCCCCGUGAGGCUACGAGCCGUCACUUCCGCCGUUCCCGAGGCCCCGCCCCCGGUGUGGGCGGGACCGGAAGCGCCUCCCGGGGGCGGGGAGGACCCGGCCGUGCCCGUCCUGCAGGGGGCGCUCGGCGCCAUGGCCGGGACCCUCCUGGCGGCCCUGGGGGCGGGGCUUGGCUGCUGCUACUUCCGGUGGGGGCGGGGCCGCCGAGCGGGAGCAGAAAGGGAGGAGACGCCCAGCUCCCAAGGCUCCCGGGCCCCGCCCAGCUCUGGCUCCGCCCCCUGGGACCCUCCCAAGGGGGCGGAGCCUCACCUGUACGAGGAGGUGGAGCCGUGGGGGGGCUACGAGGAGGUGCCCCCGGAGCCGCUCGUGACCCCCCAGGGAGAGCUGGUCUGAGGGGGCGGGGCCUCGGCCAGAGCCACGCCCACAAAUAAACCACGGCCACAAAAUAAACCACGGCCACAAAUAAACC
Molecule: messenger RNA, 3133 nt
Organism: Camarhynchus parvulus
Lineage: Eukaryota; Metazoa; Chordata; Aves; Passeriformes; Thraupidae
Gene: NPHS1
Product: NPHS1 adhesion molecule, nephrin
Exons: 24
Coding region: 1-3057 (1018 amino acids)
Biological process (GO): cell-cell adhesion
Cellular component (GO): cell-cell junction
Molecular function (GO): cell adhesion molecule binding
Source: RefSeq, a predicted model, not a curated record